AUGUGCGUGUGACGCUAACACGUUGGACUCGGAAGUGGCGGUGGAGGCGUGGUUGCCAGGGAGGCUGAGGGAUGGGGAAAGAACAGGAGUUAUUGGAGGCCGCGCGCACCGGUAACCGGGCAGCUGUGGAAAGGCUGCUUGGCGGAAAGCGACUCAGCGGAGCAGGGCCGGGCGGAACCACCGUUGGAGGCGCGGGACUUUCUGGAGGAGUAGCUUCUAAUCACCCACUGAGCAGCUUGCUUAGCAUAUGGCGUGGUCCCACUGUUAACUGCGUUGACAGCUCAGGCUAUACUCCCUUGCAUCAUGCUUCCCUUAAUGGACACAAGGAUGUUGUAGAAGUUCUCUUGAGAAAUGAGGCUGUUACCAAUAUUGCUGACUGCAAAGGCUGUUUCCCCUUGCAUCUUGCAGCCUGGAAAGGAGAUGCUUACAUUGUUCGGCUUCUAAUCCACCAUGGUCCAUCUCAUGCCAAAGUGAAUGAGCAGAAUGUCCCAGAGGUGAAAAAGUAUGGCCCCUUCCAUCCUUAUGUGAAUGCCAAGAAUAAUGAUAAUGAGACGGCUCUGCAUUGUGCUGCACAGUACGGUCAUACAGAUGUGGUGCGUGUCCUGCUGGAGGAGCUGACAGAUCCAACAAUGAGAAAUAAUAAGCUUGAGACUCCACUGGAUUUGGCAGCCCUGUACGGGCGCUUGGAAGUUGUGAAGCUGCUGCUAAAUGCACAUCCUAAUCUACUGAGCUGCCAUACGAGGAAGCACACUCCUUUGCACCUGGCUGCUCGAAAUGGGCACAAAGCUGUUGUCAGAGUGUUGCUGGAUGCUUUAAUGGACAUUAAUUACCAGACCGAAAAGGGAAGUGCUUUACACGAAGCUGCUUUAUUUGGCAAGACAGAUGUGGUUCUUAUGCUUCUGAAUUCAGGUAUAGAUGUAAACAUUACAGAUAAUAAGGGAAUGACUGCACUGGAUAUCGUCCAAGAGCUACCUUCUCAGAAAUGCAAACAGAUUGCUGCCCUUAUUAAGGAUCACAGCACAGUAAGAAAAGAACAGGAGCAGAUUCCUGUGAUGCAUGCACCUUCUUCCCUCAACACAGAAAUGCAAGGAGGGAGUAUUUCUAGAGCUCUCGUGGAUGUUCACUUGGAUCUGGUAAACAUAUGUCAAGCAGAAUCUCCAUAUGAAGCUCUCUACAAUGCCUCAUCCUGCCAUUCCCUUGACAGCAUCUGCAGUGAACACUCAUCUGAUAGAGAUUCACUUAGCUUUGAAUCUACAGGAGCACGUCGUAAGGAACUGCCACCUCUGCCAGCAAAACCUCCACCAGAAGAAGAUGAAGAAUUAGAAAGUAGUAGAGAGAAAAGAACUACUACAGUUAGUGAGACAUUAGGCAGUGCACAGAUUUCACAGGAGGAGGAGGAGGAGAACCCUUAUGAACUGCUAGUUACAGCAGAAACAAAAAGGCUGGAUAACAGAGGAGAACGACAUCUACAAGAGAUUUGUAGCAUCUCUCAACCUCAGGUCAGAUCUCGUCACACUGCACCACCCCAAGACCAAGUAAGGCCUUUAAACCGCCAUGGUUCGUCCGACCUUUCCAGUGGCCACUCUGAAGGGGAAUCCCAUGGCUCAGACAAACCAAACAGUGGGCAGCGGAGAAGCAGUUCAGGAGGCUGGAGUUUAGCUUCUGCAGAUAGUGGUGACUCUCAUACACUACAGCACUUUUCAGGUCUUCUUCAUGGUUCCUCACCAGUAUGUGAGACCAAAGAUCCCCCACUUGCUUGUGAACCUUCCAACAUAGAGGGCUGCAGAAAUGGUGCUGUUGCUCAGAUGGAGCUUCCUCUACGCAGGAGUCUGUCCAAGUCUGAUUCAGAUCUUUUAACUUGCUCCCCACCAUCGGGCACUAGUGGAGAUGAUUGGAAUCGCAGCGAAUCUUUCACUAACUGCUCAACUGUGGCAGGCAAAAGAAGUCUUGAAAAGUCACCCUCCUUUACAUCAGAAUGGGAUGAGCAGCAUCACCUGUGGGCCCCUACAGCUACCCCCAAACAACAUAUUGAUAAGAUAAUGAGUUCAAUAGGACAGGGCAUAGAGUUCUCGCAGGAGCAACAACUAAUAACAGGAUCGUCUCUUCCAGAGCAAAGUGUUGCCCACUGGUUGAAAUCUAUUGGGCUUCUGCAAUAUGAAAGCAAGCUAGUACUAAAUGGCUUUGAUGAUGUUCGCUUCUUGGCAGAUACAAUGAUGGAUGAUCAAGAUCUGGUCGAUAUUGGGAUCACAGACCAACCGCAUCGACGCCUGAUUUUGCGUGCUGCUCAUUCUCUGCCAGUGCCACCUGUCCUGUCUGCAGACCUCUCCGUAUCUUCAUGGCUACGAGCUCUUGCUCUACAUCAGUAUGUUCCAAACUUUCUUAGUAGUGGUUACGCUUCAAUGGAAACACUUCGGAAUCUAUGGGAGCUUGAGAUUGUAAACGUACUUAAAGUUAAUCUUCUGGGUCAUAGAAAGAGGAUAUUGGCUUCACUGGCUGAAAGGCCCUAUGAAGAUCCUCCACAGAAACCACCUCGAUUCUCACAACUCAGGUGUCAGGACUUACUAUCAUGUGGUUCUUCUCUUGUUUUGGGGGACCAUGUUACUGGUUUGGAAAAUGAAAGAAGCUGGACAUCAGGUGCAGAGAAUACAGUAGAACACCAAGCUACUCUGGUACCGACUGUAGAGGAAGAGCCCAGACUAUCUCUACGCCCACCCAAUGCUACCACUUCAUAUGCCUAUCUACAAAACUGGCAGCACCAGCCAGAAAAGUUAAUAUUUGAGUCUUGUGGUUACGAGGCUAGUUAUUUGGGGUCAAUGUUAAUCAGAGACUUACGAGGAACGGAAUCAACACAAGACGCUUGUGCCAAGAUGAGGAAAUCUACAGAACAAAUGAAGAAAAUACCUUGUAUUACUCUUUCAAUCAGCUACAGGGGUGUAAAAUUCAUUGAUGCAUCUAAUCAGAAUGAAAUUGCAGAACAUGAAAUUCGGAACAUUUCCUGUGCAGCUCAAGAUCCAGAGGACCUCUGUACUUUUGCCUACAUCACCAAGGACCUACAAACUAGCCACCAUUAUUGCCAUGUGUUUAGCACUGCUGAUGUGAACCAGGCCUAUGAGAUUAUUCUUACCCUUGGCCAAGCAUUUGAAGUUGCAUAUCAACUAGCCUUGCAAGCCCAAAAAUCACGGCACCCUGAAGAUGUAGCCAUAAGGCUAGCUAAACCUGUUCCUAAGCCUCGGGGCAGUAUUCGUCGACAAACAGUAGAAACACUGGAAGGAGAGCACUCUCUGCCCAAUUAUGGAGCAGUGUCUUGGGCAAUGGAUGAAAAGAAGUAGUGAGUGCAAUUUAAGGAUUCAAUGCCCUUCCAGUCCUGCCAUGUGGAAGUCACAGGAACAUCACUGAGCCAUGAAUAAUGCAGGGAAUAUAGUAACCUACCAAACUCGGACUUUGUACACACUGUACCAGCUAGAAAGCCUUGCAAAUUAGAAUUGACGGAACAUGAGUGGUACUAUCUCACCCCAAGAUUUUUUUUACACUUGUGGCUUGCCCUGGAAAUGCUAUGCUUUUUAUUUUUUCACAAGGAUUACAGCAUCAAGACCAACUAUCUUCCAGUUUUAUGUAGCAGUUUUUUGUGGUGAUAGUUUUUUUGGACAAUUAAAGGUAUUUCAUGUUCCUGUCUGACCAACCUACCUACACACUCGUUUGUUGUUCUUCAAAUUUUGGGCUUCCCCAAUGAACUGAAACAGAUUGUAUAUUUUGUUUGCUUGAUUAGCUUUUAAGGAGACUGGAGCUCUUACCUCACUAACCCACAGUCACAGUCCUUUUCCAGGAGCCGUUUUCUACUGCUCACGGUACAGUUAAAAAGAGAGAGAAAAAUUUGUGUGGUGUGUGUGCGUUUGAAUUUCUGCACACACUGUAACUUAUGAAUUAGCUAUCAGUAUCUGUAAAGGAAACAUGUAUUUUCCCCUAUUUUUAUGGUAUGUUUUAAGCCUAAUUUAUUCUUUUUAUUUGACAUUGAAAUUACAAGUGCAUGCGGUACAUUUCCUGACCUGUAUUCAUUUUUCAUUUGAUCAGAAAGCUAUGGGUAGAGAUGACAGUUGCUGCAUGCAACUGAAUCUUAGGUCUUCCAUCCAUGCUUGUUUUUCAAAUAUUCAAAAAGAUAUUCUGUCUUCUCGAUUGCCCAGAUGCAUUUCUGAACACCAAGUUAAUCUGGUGCUAUGUGAUUCCCAACACUAAUAUGUUUACUCAGUCCUAGUUGGAAGCUGCUACAUGUAAUUACAUAUUUACUCAUCUUUUAGUGAGUGGUGAUUCAUUUAUAUGACAUUUCCAUAUGGGUAUUGCCGAAAUGCACUCUCUUCCAUAUGAGCAUUAGGAAACUUUAGUCUAAAAGUAUGUUAAUGAGUGUAUUUGGUACGAUAGACAUAAAUAAUUCUAGAUCUAUCACUUUUAUUUUUGUUAUAUUAACUAAUGCUGUAUAAUAGUAUCUUUGUACAAUGAUAAUGAACAUUCUGGUGUAAUUAUGUUGAUUUUCUAUUUACCAAUUAUGAACACUGCUAUGUUGUUUUAUUGGUGGUAGGAUGCAUUGCAUAAAGAUGGGUAUCUUUACACAAACGUGUAUAGUCCAGUAAAUGAAGGUGCUUUGUAUCUGUAUAUUACCACUAGAAAUGUUAGCAAUUCUCUAAUUUAACUUUCAAAACUAUUGUCUACCAAGAACUUUUUUUUUAAAGAUCGGGAAUGUUUAAUAUUGGACUAAAGCGGUAAAGGUAUUCUAUACCAAAUCUGAUUUCAGUGGAUGUCCUUUUCAUUAAUAAACCCUGAUUUAUGGUAA
Xenopus laevis (African clawed frog) is the source of this 4822-nucleotide messenger RNA. It is a transcript of the gene anks1a.S, whose product is annotated as ankyrin repeat and sterile alpha motif domain containing 1A S homeolog. The record is from RefSeq and is a predicted model, not a curated record. NCBI's taxonomy places the organism in Eukaryota, Metazoa, Chordata, Amphibia, Anura, Pipidae. Gene Ontology annotation, biological process: ephrin receptor signaling pathway. Gene Ontology annotation, cellular component: cytosol; cytoplasm. Bases 72 to 3329 code for a protein of 1085 amino acids. Gene Ontology annotation, molecular function: ephrin receptor binding. The transcript is spliced from 28 exons.